AUGAGGUCGCUGGUGCAACUGACCAUCCUCUGUGCCCUCUUGGCCAGGUUCUAUGGCCCCGUCACCCAUUAUUUUACAGUGUUGGGGGCGUUCCGAGCACCCAAUCACGCAGUGAGACUGGCCACCACGCCGUCCUUUGUCAAGAUCGAGGACACAGUACAGUGUGAAGAUAUGCACUACUAUCCGCCUACCCGGAAGAUCUUCACGGCGUGUGAAGACUCCUUUGCCUCUCGUUUCCAGUGGUUCCCAGCAUUGGGUCACUUCGACGGGCCAGGCGAUUCAGUCGGGUCACUUCAUGUCAUUGACCCCCAGAAUUUUGAAGGUCCAUUUGUGACCCAUGGGAUCGAUGUCAUCGAGGAUCCCGACAGGUCUGGGGCCGUGUAUAUCUUCGCGGUGAAUCAUCUACGCAAUCCCGAGUACGACGAGACGGGCACCAAUGCCCAGGACGUGUUCAAGGCUCGCUCCCAGAUCGAACUCUUUCACCAUAUCUUGGGAACGAGCACCGCUACGCAUGUGCGCUCGGUUCGUCAUCCGUUGAUCACCACGCCGAAUGAUAUCUACGCCAAGAGCCCGUCCUCCUUCUACGCCACCAAUGAUCAUUUCUACCGCCAUGGGCUUAAGCGGCACAUCGAAGACGCUUACCCCUGGGCGAAAUGGACCAACGUGGUUCACGUUCGGUUGGACCAGCUGAAGUCUGCUGCCAGCCCGGAGGCGGGAAUCAAUGCCACUGUCGCACUGAGUGGGAUCAAAAACAGCAAUGGGAUUGGCCAUGGUCAAGACGGGGAAGAGAUACUUCUCUGUAAUGCUAUCGGGGGUAUCAUGUAUCGCGCCCGGGCAGACGGUGAGACCAGCAGUAUCUCCAUCCUGGAUGAGAUCCGCUUCGACAGCACGAUCGACAACCCCAGCUACUUCGCGGACCCUUAUCGUACCGUCUCUGACGAUGCCAGCGGUUAUGUCCAGGCGGGACUCCUAAAAGCCAUGAACCUCAGCCAGUCCCAUGGCGAUCCCAGCGCCAAGGACGGAGUCACAGUCUGGUAUACCCGACGGAAGGCCGCAGCUGACGGCGUUAUGUCUGCGGAAUGGGAAACGCGACAGAUCUUCGAAGACGAUGGAAGCAACAUUCAUACCGCCAGCUCGGCAUUGUUAGUGCCAGUUGAGUCACCGAAGAAGGCACGGCUGUUUGUGACGGGGUUUUCUUCGGAGAGUGUCGUUGCAGUCGAUGUGGACCUAUAG
Messenger RNA from Aspergillus tanneri, 1233 nucleotides. Its product is annotated as serum paraoxonase/arylesterase family protein. NCBI's taxonomy places the organism in Eukaryota, Fungi, Ascomycota, Eurotiomycetes, Eurotiales, Aspergillaceae. Bases 1 to 1233 code for a protein of 410 amino acids. The transcript has 2 exons. The record is from RefSeq and is a predicted model, not a curated record.